Messenger RNA from Seriola dumerili (greater amberjack), 2166 nucleotides. It is a transcript of the gene lrrc14b, whose product is annotated as leucine rich repeat containing 14B. Gene Ontology annotation, biological process: positive regulation of cell population proliferation; negative regulation of cell differentiation; negative regulation of DNA-templated transcription. The record is from RefSeq and is a predicted model, not a curated record. Gene Ontology annotation, cellular component: cytoplasm. The transcript is spliced from 3 exons. NCBI's taxonomy places the organism in Eukaryota, Metazoa, Chordata, Actinopteri, Carangiformes, Carangidae. The coding region runs from base 155 to 1738 and encodes 527 amino acids.
CACAACACCCAGACAGACAGACAGACAGAAACAGAGGAUAUCAACAACGCAGCAAAAAGAGGAGGCAAAACACUGACACGCAGAGCUGUUUGAUAGCAGCUCCUACCAAGAAAUUUAGAUCUGUUGGUACAAGCGGCGAGAAAAACCAGGAAACAUGAAGUCUCUGCGAUUCCUCGCUGCUGAGGGUUUCAUUCAGACUGGUCCAACUGCUCUGGAGAACCUCAACUGUGUAUCUUUCAAUCUCUACCCAGUUCUCUUCAAGGCCUGCUACCUCCAUGAACAGGCUGACUUACUGCGCGCUCUGAUCCAAGCAUGGCCUCUUCCCGAAGUCAACCUACAAAGGCUCCUGGGAAAGACAGUCGACUGUCAGUUGGACCUCACCUCACGCACCUGCCGACUUUGUCUGGAGGCAAUUGUGAAGGGGUUAAAGGAUUAUGUGCUGUCUCCUCCAAGAACUUAUGCCAAGUGCCUUCAUGUGGUGGACCUCACUUCCCUGAAAGACAUCGAGUACCAGGACUGCCCCUGCCGGUCCACCCUGGGUCGGUGGGCAAGAACCCAGCUCCUGACCCAAAUGUGCUAUGAGACCAUGGUGGCCAUGCAAGCCAACGAUGUGUCCCAAUCUGCCUUUGACACAUCCAUUGAUGUCCGUCUGAACGGCUUUGUCACAGGCCGCAACUAUGAGCUAGUGGCUCAGGCCUUCCUCCUCCUCCGCUACUGCCCCCUCAAACUUCGUUUUGUUGGUUUUCGGGGUGAUUCCCUCGCUCUUAAGCAGCUCUUCUAUGUUCUUCGACUAGCAGAGCCCGAGUCCAUCACAAAACUAGAGGUGGUCCACAAUGUUCCCCUGGAGGCCACACACCUGGAGGUUCUGCUGUCCAGGGUGGAAUUCCCUAAGUUACAGUCUCUGACCCUGCCGGCCGGGGCGUUGGAUAUUAGGAGGUUGGGUUUUGAUGAUGAUGAUCUGCUGGCCACCAUCGGCAACCUGUUGGCACAGCUGAGCAGCCUGACUGAGCUCUAUGUGGGAUUCUCCACUCUUACUGGACACCUACGCAGACUCCUGAGUCCUCUCAACACUCCCCUGCAGUGCUUGGAGUUGGCCAACUGCUGCCUGAACCGUGUGGACAUGACAUACCUGGCCAACAGCCUCCACAGUGAGGCCCUGGUCCGCCUGGACAUCAGCGGACAUGACAUCUUUGGCUCUUUCUCCACCUCUUUCCACAAACUGCUCGGCCGCUGCUCAGCCACAUUGGCCAGCCUGGCCCUUGAAGAAUGUAACAUCGAGGACGAGAACAUGGAUGCCUUCACUAAUGCUCUGACAUGCUGUCAGGAGCUGGAGGAGCUCAAAUUCCUGGGAAAUCCUCUGACUUCUGCAGCCCUGCGAAGGUUAUUCUCCAUGUUAUCUGCAGGUUUUCCUAAGUUAAGGUACAUAGAGGUACCAGUUCCCCGUGAGUGUUACUCUGAGGAUGUUACUUAUCCUCUUGAUGAUUCAGUCCUACUGCGAUACAACGGGGAUUUGUUUCAACAGGUCAGGGGCCAGCUGAUGGGCAUCCUGGAAGGAGCUGGUAGGGGGAGUGUGGAGGUCUGCACCCCACUCACAGGCGCCUAUGAUCCAGACAUUAAUGAAACCAGCAAUGAGCUGGGAGUAACUAUGUUGAAGUCUUUCAACAGUGUACUUGGGAACUUUAUAGGUACCAUAACUGACGUGAACAACAGGAGAUCCCAGGCUCAGCCCGAUAAUUAACGAGGUUGCCUGUAGAGGGAUCAAUUGAAUGGACUGGCAGAAAACCGUCAGAUUUAAUUUAGUUAUAGUGCUAGUACAGGUUGCUAGCAAACUGUCAUCUGUGAAAAUAAAUCUAGUGAGCUGGAUUUGUUUGACUAAAGCUUCACGCAAGAAUUCCUUUCCUGACAACAUAGCAUCUCAACAGCUGUGCAGUGCAAAUAGAUGUAGCUCUGCAGUGAUUAUGGUAGAUACUCAGAUAUUUUGUUACCUGUAUCUAUUGUACAUGUUUUUAUGUCUAUAUUCAGGUUUAAAUAUUGUAUAUACUUGGAUUUGUAAAGGUAAAGAUCACACAUUUGCAACAUGGGGCAGAUCCCAUUUUAACACAUGAUUGUCUGUCAUACCAAUAAAUCAAAUCUUUAAAAAGCCUGUCAUAAAUUACAUAAAAAGUG